Messenger RNA from Trichobilharzia regenti, 3313 nucleotides. NCBI's taxonomy places the organism in Eukaryota, Metazoa, Platyhelminthes, Trematoda, Strigeidida, Schistosomatidae. The record is from the annotation of a GenBank genome assembly.
AGUUUUGUGAAGCGCUUUAUUCCAAAAUGACGGUACCGACAGAAAAUGUGAAGGAUGUAAUAUCAGUGAGAGUUAUGCGAUUAAAUCGUCCCACUUUUGUUCGACAACAAUGUGAACCAGCUGAACUAUAUUUGGAUGAUAUAGCUGGAUGUUUAACUGCAGCUGAUGCAGGUAUUCGUGGAAAUCUUGAUGGUAUUGCGUUAAAUUUUCUAUCGACCGGUAAUAUGCCUACUUCUGCUGCCGCUAAUUCUGAUGAACACCUCUCCAACACUGAUAAUAAAGUAAACGUUGAUAAAAGAAAUUAUGAUUCAUUCCAACCGAAAGUUGGUGGAUUCAGUGAACUGUUGAGCUUACCGCAUUCUUUUGGAACUACAUAUUUGGGUGAAACAUUCUCAGCUCAUGUUAAUUUACACAAUGAAAGUAAUCAAAUUUGUUACAAUGUUGAAUUGAAAGUUGCUCUUCACAAUCGUACAGAAUUAAUUACCCUACCUGUAUGUCCUUCACUGAAUGGUUCCUGUAACAAUAAUAAUAAUAAUACACGUUUAAAUACAAGUCCUACUGCUACUACUACUACUCCUGGUGAUGGUGUUUUCGACUUACAUCCAGGACAAUCAUUGAAUGCUGUUAUUAGUCAUGAAUUAAAAGAAUUAGGCAUUCACAAUUUACGAUGUACAGUUUCAUAUUUUCAAACAAGUUUGCAUGGAAAGUCUGAAACACUACCACAUGUCGCUGCCUAUGAAUCGCCAAGGUUAACAUCAGGUCUUUCAUCACGAGAUACAGCUAAACGAGAACCAAUCACAUUUCAACGUUUAUACAAAUUCUCAGUAAAUAAGCCACUGGAUGUUCGAAAGAAAUUUUCAAUCAUUGAUAUUGAUCAUAGUUUACUUAUGGAGACACAAAUUCAAAAUCUGACUACAACACCAAUGAUCUUAGAACGUGUACUCUUCGAACCUAAUCCUCAAUUCAGUGUUAUCAAUUUAAAUAAUAUGGACUUUACUCAAAAGUCUGUGUCUAGCACCUCAACAUACUACUUACAACCAAAUGAUGUACAACAAUUUUUAUAUCGUUUAAUGCCAACAACUACAAAUUCACUACCGUAUAUAAAUUCAUCUGCAGUAUCAUCAUCAUCGGUAACUACACCACCUAUACCUAAUCCUCCUGAAGCUAUUUCUACGUCUACCCAUCAAUUGUCUAUAUCAGCUGGACGUUUAGAUAUUACCUGGAGGUCAGUUAUGGGUGAAAGAGGUCGAUUACAGACUAGUUCUUUGAAGUAUGAAUGCAUCGAGUGGGUCAACUUGAACUACUGCAUUUCUUUGCAGAGUUUCCUAUGCAAAAGUCAGUCAGUGUUCAGUUAGCAUGAUUUAACAUCAUAUGAUGCUUAGUAGGCUGUUAUGAUUAUCCGUCGUUAGCGUUAUAAUGCGUACACCUUUAUAAAUAGCGUGUUUUUACUACUUGGCUGACUGACUGGCUUCAGUGUAGAAGUUUGCACAGAAGUGCAGUGUACUCCGCCCCCCUCCGCAUGCGGCACACAAUGCAAGAGAAAAGAGUAAAGAGAGAUUCAAAACGGAGAUAAUAAACAGAGAUAUGAGGGUAAAAGGAUAGUGAUAUGGAAGAACGAUAUAGUUUUAUUGGAUAUUAUAAAUCAUUGAGGAGUGACUGUUUCUGCUCUAGCCAUUGAGAAUAAUUUUGACCCAUAUCGGCGAUUUUCUUCAGCCUUCAUUGGCUUUACCCAUUCUGACGAACCCAACCAGCAAGUGUACACCUUCCUACGUGACUGCCUUUAAUUAACUGUUGUGGAUUUCCUUGAAUAAUGUAACCAUGUUUUAGUUUUGACCACCACUAGCUCUUUCCCGACCUGUUCGAUCGUGUGUCAGCUAACAUUGAGCGUCGAGGAAGGCGAUGGCUAGGCAUGCGUAAUACAUAUCCUAACCAUCUCUCUCAAUUGAUGUAACUUCACAACAUCACCGACUGAUUUCCCUACCUACCUAGUACUCGACCAAAGCUUAAUCUCAAUAUUUCUCACCUUCUUAUACCACGUAACAUGAGAGAUAUUAUGCAGACACCUAUGCUCAAAGUUAGUUAGCCAUCUCAUGUCUUCCACUUUUACAAUGACCACGUAUCUCUCACAGCCAUACGGCAGGACAGAGCGGACUCCUGAGCAGUGCACACAUCUUUAGAUAGAUAGCCAUCCGGAUAUCAAGUCUACGCCGGAGAUAACGUAAAUUGGCUUAUGCCAAACGAGCCUUCUGUACCCAUAGUGAGAUUUUGUCAGCUUUCACUGCCUAUCUGUAAACUAGGAGGGAGUCAAUGUAAUCCAGUCCUGUAACAUCAUCCUACAUUUUUACUACUUAAAUUCGUUCAGUAGUUUAAAGUAAGGAAAUGUCAUUUGUUGUCAUUAUGUAUGUGUGUUUUAAAAAAAAUGAAUUUUAACAGCUUCCCACAAUUGGUGAUAUUCAACUUAAAGCAUCAAGUCUUCCGCCGACUGUAACGACAGAACGACCAUUCACAAUUAAAUUUGAAUUAGUAAAUUGCAGUAAAACCAAUUUAGACUUAGUUUUAAAUCUUCAUUCAGUCAAUAAUAAUAAUAAUAUCCCGUCGGUGAAAGCUGAUGAAGAUAAUCAAGUUGACAGUCAAGCUGCUAUUGCUCUGGAUUCCUCUUCUAUUGGACAAACUACUGGGGGUGGUGGUUUAUCACCACUUGUCUGGUUGGGUAGAACACGUCAAAAUCUUGGCCGAUUAUCACCUGGUCAGUGUAUUCCAUUUGAAUUAAAUUUAAUGGCUACUACACCUGGUCUGCAUAUGGUCUCUGGUGUAUGCAUUCAUGAAUUGACAAUGAAUCGUGAUUAUGAAUUCAAUGAUUUAGCUCAUGUGUUGGUUUUUGCUGGUGUUCCAUGCUAAACGUCUUUUUUGCUUUAUUUCUUUCCGUUGUCAUUAAGGUGUGUGUGAAACACAAUUAGGAAGAUGUCUAAGAUUCAUUUAUGCAUCGUCGUUACAUAUACUACUUACUACUACUACUCAUAAAACCGGCUUUAUUUCAAAAAACAGUGUGUUUAGUACAGUAUGGAAUUUUCAGCAUCAUGACGUAACUUUAUUGCUUUGUUUCUCCUUUUAACAAUAUAUUCCGUAUUUAUUUUUUUUUGAUGUGGAUAACAAUACCCUGGUGAAUGUUGUCGUUGUUGUUAUUGUUGGUGUUAUCGUGAAUAAAUUUAUUCCCUUUUUGCUCUUCAUUCAUCUGUGGAAUAUUUUAACUGAUUGUAUUUGGUCAAAAUGGUAUUUUCUAACUGGAAUAUAUAAAUGUGUGUAGCAUUUUAAA